AUGGAAGCUAGAGUACAGGAAAUGGAAAAGAAAGAGGAUAUUCUUCAAAGUGCAAAUCAAAGAUUGCACCAGGAACUAGACCAGCGUUUGGAGAUGAAUGUUACUGAUGAGACGUCAUCACAAAUUGAAAGGAUACAGCAAGAUCUCCGUAAUUUGAGUUCAACUGUGGACGCUGUUUGUAGUGGGAGAAAUACACCCCCCUCUGGUGGUCUUUAUGCGUUUUCGUGGACAGCUUGUAUUGCAGCUCGUAAGAUAUUUAAUGCAGAGCUCUUGGUUAAGAGACAGAAAAAGGUUUUAGCGAAUUGUUAUAAUGAACUAAAUCCUGGCCUUGCAAACUGUGCAAAUACAAUUCCUCUGGUACUAAAAUUUGGAGACGACGUUAAUAUUCGUACAACUGCCAAUUUCAACUACAGAGAUCACUAA
This is a messenger RNA of Saccostrea echinata, 423 nucleotides long. RefSeq lists its product as uncharacterized. The transcript is spliced from 2 exons. Bases 1 to 423 code for a protein of 140 amino acids. NCBI's taxonomy places the organism in Eukaryota, Metazoa, Mollusca, Bivalvia, Ostreida, Ostreidae. The record is from RefSeq and is a predicted model, not a curated record. Gene Ontology annotation, molecular function: protein binding.